AAAGAUAAAAGAACUAGUAAAACAAUUUUAAAAAAGAAUUUACCUUCUUACCAUCCCAAAAGUGAAAUUUUGAAAAAGGGUGAAUGGAAGUUGAAUCAACAUUAACACAAACUUUAGACUCCAACAAGAAACCAAACAAGCUAAGAUCUAUCAGAUUUCCAAGACUGUCUUUCUUGAAAAAAACAUCCUCAAAAAAGAGCUCAAAAUCCAGGUUUUCUUGUCUCUCCAUUGAUACAUCAAGUGAUAACUUGAGCCCUGAGCAACUAAGUCCAGUGAAAAUGCCAGAUUUAUCACCAAAUUAUAUGAAGGUCACAACUAGCUAUGAUGCAAAGAAAGGAAGUACUUCUCAGAAGGGGAUUGGAUCAGUAGAUGAGAUCUCAAUUCAUUCAUCAACUUUAAGAUCAUUAGCAGCUGAAUUAUCUGCACAAAAUGAUGACAAAAUCAAGAACAGACCAGCAUUAAAAAAGAUAAUGAAGAAUUUUGGAAGUACAAGGUCAUUUAGAAGAAGGUCAAGAUCAGUAAUCAAGAAUCCUACUAAAUCACUAUCUGAUUAUGCUGCAAGUUCAGUUGAGGUUUCAGAAUCAUCACCACCACAUUAUAGGAAAGCAACAAGUUGUUCUGAAGGUAAAGGUUAUUCUCAUUCAAGUUUACAUAAUAGCUAUGAAUCUAGCUUUGAUAGUAGUGAUCAAAGCCGGAGUCCGAGGAAAUAUGUGCAAACUUUGUCAAGGACAACUAGUAUGAGAAGUGUCAAGAUUUUGAUAAAUAAGGCUAGUCUUAAAUCCAAGAGGGGUUCCUCUAAAUGCUGUCAAAUUCCGGAUAAGGCAACGUGUUCUUCGACUCUUAAGGAUUCCAAGUUCCAGGAACAUGUGGUGUUUCAACCUGGACAAACUGAAUCAGAUAGGAUUUCUAAGUUUAAAGUUUGUUCAUAUCAUCAUUGUUCUCUGCAUGGAGGACAUUAUGAUGAUCCUUCGCCCCCAGUAAAGCGCGUAUAUAGGAGGAAAAGAUUGCUGAAAUCACAAAAAAGCAUCAGAAUGAAAAGUAAGCCAAGAAAUGGAGAGAAGUUUUCCGAAAUGACUCGAUUGAUCCCUAGUGUAGAUCCUUCUUUUUGUGUAGAAAGCAAUACUAAAGAAGACGCUGGAUUUUACGAGGCUAUUGAAUAUGCUGAUCUUGCUGAGAUUGCCUUUGGUGAAACAUCAUUUCCAGAACAAAGUUACCAGGAGACACUCAACAUAAUGAGAAAAUAUUCUACACAAGAGAAAGACACUCAUUUUACAGCUUCAACAUGCUGCAAUUGUAUGGCGCGAGAGCAGAUUGAAUCUGUUUCUGUUACUGAUGCUGUAGACUCAAAAGAUGAUAGUGUUACAGCAUCACCUGUUUCUGGUCACCAGGAGAGAAAUCUUUCACUUGUCUUAAAGCAAGAUGAUAGUGUCUCUACAUCUGGUAAGGAUGAAAAUAACAACAGAACGAGAUCGGUGUUGGAUAUUUUUAAUGGAGCAAAAUGUAACAGUGCAAACACUCGGUCUGAAGAUGGACUAUUCACUAAUAGAACGAGAUCGGUGUUGGAUAUUUUUCAUGGAGAAAAAUGUAGCAGUGAAAUCUCUUCAGUUUCAGCUAGAAAUAUCCAGCUGGAACUUGGAAAUAUCCAAGAAAAGGAUGGCAAAGCUGAUCUGGACGAGGACUUUGAUAGCACAUCAGGUUCAGCUGUGGAUUCUGAAUCCAAGAAUUGUCUUCCACUUGAAGUUGCUGAACCAAAGAAGAAGCAUAUGAGCAUGUGGAGUAUGAUUCGUAGGCAUAUGAUUCCGGAUGGAUCUGCAGAAUCUGAGAACAAAUCGUCUAGUGGAGUUAACGAAGAAAGUUCUGACUCAUGUUUGGAUUUUGUUGAAAGAGAAUUGAUACCUGCAAAUGAGGAUGCAGAAAAUCAAGAAGUUGAAUUGCGGAAGCUUUUCGCCAUCAAGCUGGUACGAGAAGCAAUCGAAAGAAUACUCCUUCCAGAAGUUCAAUCUGAUGACCAAUCAGUUACAAGCGAGUCCGGUGCAGAUCAAGAAUCCUUGGAAAUGAAUCACAAUGAAGUGUCGUCUACCAAAGAAAACUUCAAAGAGUCAAAAAGUCUGAACACAGAAGACAUUGUUGGCUCAAAGAAGGAGACAACACGAAAAGAAGUCAAAAACAAAACCGAGAAGAGAGCACCAAAACACUGGAGCAAUCUUAAGAAGUGGAUACUUCUCCAACGAUUCGUUAAGGAAUUGGAAAAGGUGAGAAAGAUCAAUCCAAGGAAGCCGCAGCAUUUGCAGUUGAAUCCUGAUCCUGAGGCAGAAAAGGUUAAUCUAAAACCUCAAACAGCGGAUGAGAGGAAAAGAGGAGAAGAAUGGAUGCUUGAUUAUGCACUUCAGAAGGCGAUAAGUCAACUUGCUCCGACUCAGCAAAGAAAAGUGGAAUUGCUUAUAAAAGCAUUUGAAACUGUAGUUCCACCCCAAGGAGACAAUAGCCAGGUUGCAUUUCCUAAGCUCCGAGCCAGCAGUGAAGAACAUUUGCAGAUCACAAAUAAGGAGAAUGAAUUUGUUUCUAGAGCAGGCGAUACGGGGAUUAAGGCAGAGAAAGUUAUUUCAGGCAUAGACAGUAAGUGUGAAGAAAAAGACUGCUCUAAGUACAAAGAUGACGAUAUUCAACCGUCUAUACCAAGGCAGAAGUUGGACGAAGUGACAAGCGCUUCGAAAGAUGAGGUUUUGGUGGAAGCAAAAGCUCAGAAAGAAGAUCAGGAAGAUAGUUCAAAUGAUUUUAAUAAAGAAACAUCCUCUGUUGUCUCAGCAAAAGAAUGUGAGAAAGCACCUAAAGCUGUUCGGGGAUUUUCUCUCCUAUUAGCAAUGUCCGAUCCAAAGAAAGAUGAUGCAGCAUCCCAAAAGCAGGUGGAUAAGCGGAACUACAUCAGCAUGUGGCACAUGAUAUCACAACAUGUGCUAUCAGACGUUGCGUCAAAAGUUGGAAAUGAACUACUUGAUGGAACUGAUGAUGAGGUGGAGGACAGCAAUACACCAACUGGAACGAGAACCUGUAAUUCUCGCCAGGAUUUCACCGACACAAAGGAUGAGCCAGACACAAGCAGAGAAGAUCAUAAUCCAAGCCACAAUGGGAGAAAUUUUUGCAGAGAUGAUGCUGUCAAACUCAUACGAGAGGCAGUUAACGAGAUCCUUACAACGCCAAUUCAAGAUGAUUCAUCUGAUACACAGUCGGUCACCAGUGACAUAACCAUGGACCAGGAGUUCUCAGAAAUGGAAGGUGAAGCAAAGAACAGCUCAAAUUCUACAGAGGAGAGCUUGACAAAUCAUGACAUGAGUGAAGAUGGAAAAAUGUUUGAUCAAGAAACAAAGGGUCCGGAAGCUAAUACUAUCAUCACAGAAGAAGAGAGAGCACUUCCUUUAGCCAAGAACAAACCUGAGCCACAAAAGUCAAAAAACUGGAGCAAGCUGAAGAAGUUGAUCCUCCUCAAGAGAUCAAUCAAGGCACUGGAAAAAGCUAGGAAAUUUAAUCCACGAGCACCUCAGCUUCUGCCUCCUACACCUGAUCAAGAACCUGAAACAGUGGAUUUAAGGCACCAAAUGACAGAUGAGAGGAAAAAAGCAGAAAAAUGGAUGCUUGAUUAUGCAAUGCAGCAUAUAGUCACCACACUAACUCCAGCCAGGAAAAAAAGAGUGGCGAUGCUUGUGGAAGCAUUCGAAGCAGUUGUUCCACUCCCAGAAAUAUGAAUCCAACAAAUUUUUUGACUACUUUCCUAUAGGAAUUAUGAAGGUUAUAACUUGAGAAGUUGUGCAUUUGUAUUGGAAGAGAUUGUUUCAGCACAUAAGUGAUCAAUACAACAAGCUUUCAUUGAUUUAUUAGGCAGCAAUUGCUAGAUAGAAGUUUGAUGUGAGGGUGCAUAUGAAGUUUUGUAUAAAAGUAGAUAGGAACAAUUAUACUUUGUGCUACAGAGUGUAUUCUAUAUUUGUUUUUUUUGGCAAGUAAAACAUUUUUUAUUUA
Nicotiana tabacum (common tobacco) is the source of this 4011-nucleotide messenger RNA. RefSeq lists its product as uncharacterized. The record is from RefSeq and is a predicted model, not a curated record. Lineage: Eukaryota; Viridiplantae; Streptophyta; Magnoliopsida; Solanales; Solanaceae. Gene Ontology annotation, molecular function: calmodulin binding.